GAAAAAGCGCGACGCGCAGCGCACCCCGAAACUCAAAACCAGGCACCGCUCCAUCGCCAUCAGCUCAACGCGAUCGCCAAGCCGUGUACGAUAUCGCAUCUCAGCGAGAAAUACGCGAACCGCAGCAGCAAGAUGAACGCACCUUUUGCGCCGCCGGGCGCUGGCUGGUCAGAGCAUCGCACCUCCGAUGGCCGUGUCUACUACUACAAUGCUUUGACCAAGGUCACACAGUGGACCAAGCCCGAGGAGCUUAUGAGCCCGGCAGAGCGCGCUCUCGCGAACCAGCCAUGGAAGGAGUACACGGCCGAGGGCGGCCGCAAGUACUGGUACAACACUGAGACCAAGCAGAGCUCGUGGGAGAUGCCAGAUAUUUACAAGCGAGCCCUGGCUGGUGGUGAGGCCACUCCGACAACUCCAGCAACUCCUGCCACGCCGCACACAGGCCAGGGCGCCGGCCAUCAUGGCGGAUUUGGAGGUGCCGACCAUUACCGCGAUCAUCGUGAGCCCAUUGGUGAAUCGCGCCAGCUGACCUUCGGCAAUAACGUUCAGGCCCAGGCCUUCGUCCCGGCAACCAACGACCCUGAGUAUGCCACUGCCGAGGAAGCCGAGGCUGCCUUCGUCAAACUCCUCCGCCGCAGCGGCGUCCAGCCCGAUUGGACAUGGGAAGAGACCAUUCGAGCCACCGUCCGAGAUCCGCAGUUCCGCGCGAUCAAGGACCCCAGAGAUAGGAAGGCUGCUUUUGAGAAGUACUGCCAUGAUGUCGUCGUCCAAGACAAGGAGCGUGCAAAGGAGAGGCUGACCAAGUUGCGUGCCGAUUUCGCCACCAUGCUGCGGAGCCAUCCCGAGAUCAAGCACUACACUCGCUGGAAGACUGCGCGCCCCAUGAUCGAAGGCGAGACGAUUUUCCGCUCCACCAACGACGAGAACGAGCGGCGCCAGCUUUUCGAGGACUACAUUAUCGAUCUCAAGAAGGCGCACAAGGAGCACCAGGUCGCCAUGCGCAAGAGUGCCAUGGACGGCCUGAUCGAGCUCCUGCCCACCUUGGAUCUGGAGCCUUACACGCGCUGGUCAGAGGCGCAAGGUACUAUUCAGAGCACUGCUCCGUUUCAGAAUGACGAGAAGUACAAAUCCCUCACCAAGUACGACGUCUUGACCGUCUUCCAGAACCAUGUCAAGGCGCUGGAGCGCAAGUUCAACGAUGACAUACAGGAGCACAAGAACAAGAAGUUUCGCCGUGAGCGCAAGGCUCGGGACAACUUCAUUGCUCUGCUUUCUGACUUGAGAAGAGACGGAAAGAUCAAAGCUGGCACCAAGUGGAGCGAAAUCCACCCUCUUAUUGAGGCCGAUGAGCGCUACCUGGCCAUGGCCGGCCAACCGGGCUCAACAGCCAUGGAGUUGUUUUGGGACGUGGUGGAAGAGGAAGAGCGCGCUUUGCGGAGCAUCAGGAAUGAUGUUCUCGAUGUCAUCGAUGACCAACGUUUCGAGGUCACCCCGAAGACCACGUUUCAGGAGUUUGAGUCAAUCCUCAAAGGUGACCGUCGCACAGCUAACAUUGAACGCGAUGUGUUGGAGCUUAUCUUUGAGCGGAUCCAAAAGCGAGCGAGCAAGCGCUUAGGAGAGGAUAGAGAGCCGGACCGCCAGCAGCGUCGCGCUCUAGAGGACCUCCGUUCUCACAUGAAACGGAUGGAACCGCCUAUUGGCAUCAAUGACACGUAUGAACAGGUCCGGAGCCGACUGGCUCACGUACCCGCGUUCCAGGCUGUAAGCUCCGACGAUGCCCGACGGGGCGCCUUCGAGAAGCACAUCCGACGCCUCAGGGAGAAGGAGGACGAGGCAGAGAGAGAGCGCCAGCGCCGCCGUGACCGCCCUGAUGCCUAUCGUGACAGAGGUGAGCGAUCUCAUCGCAGCAGUGCGCGUUCUGUGAGGAGCCGCAGCCCAGAGCACAACAUGUAUGAGGCUGAGCGUCGCAAUGCCGUCGCCGAACGGGAGCGUAACUACCGCAAGGCCAGUGCCGCCGACGUUCUGCUAUCGGAUCGCCGGUCUCCCUCUAUCCGUGACCGCGAACGGGACCGUGAGCGGGACCGGGAUCGUGACCUAGAGCGUGACCGAGAGCGCGAGCGGCGUGACUACCGCGAUCGCGAGAAUCGUGACCGGGAUCGUGACCGGGAUCGUGACCGUGACCGUGACCGUGACCGAGACCGAGACCGGGAUCGGGACAGGGAACGCGAUAGAGAGCGAGACCGCGACCGCGAGAGAGACCGCGAGGGUCGAGACCGGGAGCGUGACAAUCGAGAUCGCGACCAUCGCGACCACCGGGACUACGACCGCCGUCCGUCGCGGCCCGUCGACGACACCAACCACUAUGACCGCGAGCGCCGCACCCGCGAGGAAGACCGCGAGCGCAUCUACCGCCGCCGCAUCCUGGAGCGUGACGUUGAGGAGCUGCCCUACGGCGACGAGCGCCCGCCCAGCUCGUCGUACUCUUCUCGCAACACCCGCCCCCGCCCGUCCGAGGAAGACGACCUCGACAGCCGGCGCGACAACAAGCAGCAGCACGCUGCCAAACGAGUCAAGCGCGACGCCGGCGACCCUCCCAACCGUGGCCAGCGGACCCCGCUGCACAAGGAAAAGGAGCAGCUUCCUACGCCUAGCGUCAGGGCGGGCAGCGAGGAGGGCGAGAUCGAGGAGGAUUAGACAAACAUUCCCUUCCUGCGGCUCAUCAGUCGCCGUGGCCGGGUUCAGCAAACCCCGUAAUCGCCAUAGGUGUAGGACGUCGCACAGCUGUUUCGCAAAGAGGAAAAGAGGAGCUCAAACGGGGUGUGUUGUGUUCUGGUUGGUUUCAAGAGUCGGGGAUGUAUGUGAACGUGAAAUCUGGGUAGCAAAAGGAAAGAGCAGUGUUUUCUGGUGGUGCCGAAGACAAAACCACUACAGUACGUUACUCACGCACACGCUUCUCCAACCUAACCUGGUCAAGUCAUCGUCAAAUCAGUAGUACUGGUGUAGUUUAGUAGCUUGUAAUAGUCUGCCCAGCCCGGCAGCUCUUUCACCAUGACUGCUGUAAAUACCUGUGUAGGAAGACAAAAUCCUGG
Messenger RNA from Parathielavia appendiculata, 3089 nucleotides. RefSeq lists its product as uncharacterized. The transcript is spliced from 5 exons. Gene Ontology annotation, molecular function: RNA binding; protein binding. Gene Ontology annotation, cellular component: U1 snRNP; U2-type prespliceosome. The record is from RefSeq and is a predicted model, not a curated record. Lineage: Eukaryota; Fungi; Ascomycota; Sordariomycetes; Sordariales; Chaetomiaceae. The coding region runs from base 133 to 2694 and encodes 853 amino acids. Gene Ontology annotation, biological process: mRNA cis splicing, via spliceosome.